AUGUCAUAACAAUUUAAUCCAAGAGACUAUAUUACAGAUAAUUUAGAUGAAGAAUAGAUCAAAAAAAUUAAAGAGAUUUUUGAUGUCUUUGAUUCUGAUCGUUCUGGAAAAAUCUCCCCCAAAGAAAUGUAAGAUGCUAUAAAAAAACUCAACAUGGAAGCAGAAGCUUAAACAAUUAUGGAUAUUAUAGCUGACGCUGAUAAUGAUGAUGAUUGCGAAAUAGAUUUUUCAGAAUUCUUAAAAAUUUUUGGUUUUACAGCAACCUUCGAAGAGGACAAAACUCUAGAUGAUUUAUUCAACGUUUUUGAUGAAGACAGAGACGGAUUUGUGACUUACGAAGAUUUCUAUAGAAUAUGUAGAAAAAUUAACGAAAGAUAUAGCGAAAAUGAACUUAAAGAAAUGAUUGAAUAUGCUAGUAAAGAAGAAAAAGGAAAAGUAAGUAAAGCUGAAUUCGAAAAUAUAGUAAAAAAGAAGUAUGCAGCUGUUUGA
Tetrahymena thermophila SB210 is the source of this 489-nucleotide messenger RNA. Its product is annotated as EF-hand protein. The record is from RefSeq and is a predicted model, not a curated record. Lineage: Eukaryota; Ciliophora; Oligohymenophorea; Hymenostomatida; Tetrahymenidae. Gene Ontology annotation, molecular function: calcium ion binding. Gene Ontology annotation, biological process: mitotic cell cycle; centriole replication. The transcript has a single exon. Gene Ontology annotation, cellular component: centrosome; centriole.